AAGGCACAAGAGGUUACUUAGUUACAUACACACACAAACUAGCUAGCUUACAUUCACAAAGCUUACUUGAAGAAUGAGCAACAUCACCGCCAUGGAUUCAAAGAAGUCUAACAAGAUCAGGGAGAUUGUGAGGCUUCAACAGAUUCUCAAAAAAUGGAGAAAGAUCGCUAACUCGCCAAAAGCGAGCUCCACUACCAUGAGCGGCAGCAACAAGAGCAUCCAGUUUCUAAAAAGAACACUUUCUCUAUCAGAGAAAACCGGCAGUACCUGUGAAGCUUCUAACAAUGCUCAUGUCCCUAAAGGGUACCUUGCUGUUUGUGUUGGAGAAGAGCUCAAGAGAUUCGUCAUUCCAACAGAUUAUCUUGGCCGUCCUGCUUUCCAGUUUCUGCUUAGAGAAGCUGAAGAGGAGUUUGGUUUUCACCAAACCGGUGUUCUGAGGAUUCCGUGCGAGGUUUCUGUGUUUGAAGAGCUUCUAAAGAUGGUGGAGGAAGAUAGGGAUACAUUCUUCAUGCAAGGAUGCUAUUCAGAAAGCCAGCUCAACUUUUACCACCCUGAAAGCCCAAUGUGCAGAUAAUAGUAAACAUUUUUCUUUUCUGUACUACUCAUUCAGAUCUCUUCUUCAGAUGAGAAGGAGAAGCAUUUUUAUGUUGAGUAUGUAAUGUGUAUAUCAGUCCGAUGCAUUUUCUCAGGCAUCAAAUCCAGUAUCUCAUUCCUAUGGGAUUCAUUUAUCUAAUUCAAAUCUCAUAGUCAUUC
Argentina anserina (silverweed cinquefoil) is the source of this 753-nucleotide messenger RNA. Its product is annotated as protein SMALL AUXIN UP-REGULATED RNA 51. The coding region runs from base 74 to 574 and encodes 166 amino acids. The transcript has a single exon. Gene Ontology annotation, biological process: response to auxin. The record is from RefSeq and is a predicted model, not a curated record. NCBI's taxonomy places the organism in Eukaryota, Viridiplantae, Streptophyta, Magnoliopsida, Rosales, Rosaceae.